Thermothielavioides terrestris NRRL 8126 is the source of this 3148-nucleotide messenger RNA. RefSeq lists its product as uncharacterized. Gene Ontology annotation, molecular function: DNA-binding transcription factor activity, RNA polymerase II-specific; zinc ion binding; DNA binding. The transcript has 5 exons. The record is from RefSeq and is a predicted model, not a curated record. NCBI's taxonomy places the organism in Eukaryota, Fungi, Ascomycota, Sordariomycetes, Sordariales, Chaetomiaceae. Gene Ontology annotation, cellular component: nucleus. Bases 303 to 3050 code for a protein of 915 amino acids. Gene Ontology annotation, biological process: DNA-templated transcription; regulation of DNA-templated transcription.
CCCAGCAUCAGGACGGCAACGAAGCGCUCGGAAGUGCGCUCGCGGCUCUGAUUCUCGUACGGCGCCCUUGACUGCCACCGCGACCCAAAAGAGAUACAAGCGGAGUCGAGCUUGACUCGCCAGUUGAUGCCACAUCUACCGUUCUCGUCUUGGCAAAGACUGCCCCUCUGCCGUGACCCAGACGCAACCGUCGCAAGGAGCCAUGCCCCGAAGGACCCGGUGACUGCCCAGCUUACAGUUUUCCGGGGAGAGCCCGCCACUCAACGCCGCCAGACUCCUGUCGUAGAGACGCCCUAGCAGCAAUGGCGCAGCCCUUCGAUCCUGGGGCCGUGCCCGCGCUUCCUCGGAUGCCCCUGACCCCCAUGCCGCGACCGCAAGUCAGCAUCGAACGGCUUCCUACCCGCCGACUCAGUAAUGAACCACGGGAGUCGAUGAACUGCAAGUCAUGUCGGAAGCGUAAGAUCAAGUGCAACCGUCUCCGUCCGGCCUGUGAGGCAUGUCAGGUCUUUCAGUGUCCCUGCAUUUAUGACGCUGUCCCGAAGAAGAGGGGCCCGAAAACGGACGUUUUGGAAGCGCUCCUCAAGAGGGUCGACGGGCUCGAGGCUCGGCUGAAGGAAAAGAAGACCGAGUCAGACGCCCCGGGCUCCGACAGUGCUGUCGACAGUGCACCCGACGCUUCUAGUUCCACUCAUCCAGACUCAAGUUCUAUCGCCGGUGCAAAGGCCGAGCCCACUCAGGAAUCCCAGGAUUCGGCAGUGCCUCCCCGUCCCCAACGGAGUGAGCCGGCCCACGAAAUCCCUCCCGACGCCUUGCUGGAUAUCUAUUUCGCCCGCUUUCACGACAAGCCGUUCCACGUAUUCGAUGAGUCCACCUUGCGGCAAAGGCUGCAGCUCAACCAAGUGCCCAGCUACUUGGUCUUCGCCAUCUAUGCCGUGGCCGCGCGGUAUGCGCCUCAUCCGAGCGGCUACCAAGCCGCGGUGAAACUCAGCGAGGAGUACGCGGCCAAGGCUAGGCUGGCAGUCGACACGGACGAGCCUUCUGUUGAUGCCUUGCAGACGCUGGUGCUGUUGGUGACGGCCUUCACAGCGUCCGGGAAGGGCAAGAAAGCAUACAUGUUGCUAACGACCGCUGUCGGGAUGGCCAUGGCUCUCGAGCUGCACCGGGAGAUGGAUUUCAAUGCCCGCGUCACCCCGACCGAACGAGAAACGCGGCGAAAAUUGUUCUGGACCUGUUAUCUGCUCGACCGGUUUCUGUCAUGCGGCUCGAAACGUCCUGCCCUCAUCUCGGACAGGGCGAUCCUUUUACGGCUCCCCUGCUGGUUUCCAAGCCCCGGUUCGCUACCCGUCGAAGGCGAUUUCUUCCAGAGUUACACCACUCUGCAGCACCUUCAGGGCGGCGGAAAGAAGUCUCAAGGAAGCAGCGGGAUGCUGAUCGAUAUCUGUCGCAUCCUAGGCACGACCAAUCAGUACCUGGCCGCGGGCGGUGUCAAGGGCGACUCUCACUUCCCUUGGCACUCGCUGUCCAACCUAUCCAAGAUCCGCCAGGACCUGGACUUGUGGGCAUCGGGCACCCAAGACGCCUUCUCCAGCGUGGAGUCGCUCUUCGGCCAAGCAGAUUCCACGGUGCUCGUCCUCAGCAAGCUGAUCUACCACCUCAUCCACUGCCUCAUCUACCGCCCCUUUCUUCCGAUCGACCUGGCAGAGCUGGCAGGGUCUGGGCAGCACCAGUCGUGGCAGAUCGAAGCCACGAACAUGUGCUUCCUCCACGCCAACGCCAUCGCAGAGCUGGUCGAACUCGGCCGGCAGACGGCGUCGAUCGAGUGGCCAUCGUUCGUGGGCUACUGCAUCUGCACCGCCGGCACGGUCCAUAUCCACGGCGCGCAUUACAGCAGGGGCGGCAACGCCGGAGACGUCAGCGUCUUCAGCUCGUCGGCGGAUUUCUUGUCGCGCGAGAUGCAGCAGCUGAGCGAGCUCCGAUACGCGUGGGCGAGCGUGCAGCACCAGCGCGAGACGCUGCAGCAGAUCUACAACGCGCACUCGGAGCUCGUCAAGAGCCUCUCUCAGAGCCCCAUGCGGUACUCGCCGGUAUUCCAACUGGAGGAUUUCUUCGACCGGUAUUCGAACAUCGGCGGUCCGGGAGGGCAGAGCUUCAGCUUCGACGCUGCAAACCUGAGUCUUGCCGAUGUCGUUGUGGACUUCACCGCCGACACGUAUCCCGGCCAGGGGCUCUACGCGCCGCGCCUCAACGCAGCCGACCCCGGACCGGCUCGACCGAGCCUCAAGCGAAAGAACACGGCUCCGUCAGGCCGCCCGAGACCGGAGCUCAAGAGCCUCCUCUCGCUGAACACCAGCAACGGCAUGAAUCCGCCGCCAACUCCGUCAUUACCCACGCCGUCGGGCGUCAAUAAUCGGCCGCUGUUCUCGCCAGCGUCGCUGCCGCCCCAACAACCAUCACCGGGGAUCCUCCACACGCCCACCUCGCUCGCUUCCCCGCACGGGCUUGCCCAGCAAGACCGACAGAUGAGCAUCUCGCACGGUUCCAGGGCCGGGAACCACGGAGGCGCGAGCCCGGACGGGCUGGCCGGCUUCCCGCUCAGCAACGGCCAGGGCAACAACCACACCAGCGACAUGCCGCACGGGUUCGGCGGCGGCCUCAGCAACGGCGCCAGCGCGUUCAGCCCCUCCUUCAGCUUCGGCCAGCUGCCCGGCUCAACAACGCCGAGCGGCGGCGCCACGCCAGGGUUCGAUCCGAUGCUAGGCGGCAUGGCGACGAACGCGUUCUCGACGCCCACGCCGUGGCACGGCGGGGCAGCCGCCGCCGGCGGCGGCGGCGGCGACGCCGAGGGCGCAGCGAAUGGAAGGCCUGCUGCUGCUGCCGCCGCCGGCGGGUUGGACGACACCAGCCCGAACGAGAGCGCGGCGACGACGGGCCCCGGCGAGGAGAAGGAUCCGUUCCUCAGCCUGCUGGAGCAGCUGGCGGAGAACGAGUCGAUGAUGGGGGCCGGGCACGAGCUGGAUUUCUUUCUGAACGGGGCGCCGAGUACGGGGUGAUCAUGCGCCCGGGCGGGGUAAGGGGAGGGGGGGUUGUCAGUGGGGACGGAUGGUUCAACAGACGGUCCCUGGGUGUAUGCUGGGAAGAGGAAAUUUCC